Messenger RNA from Abrus precatorius (Indian licorice), 2337 nucleotides. RefSeq names its product DNA-directed RNA polymerase III subunit RPC5. Gene Ontology annotation, cellular component: RNA polymerase III complex; nucleus. The coding region runs from base 90 to 2189 and encodes 699 amino acids. NCBI's taxonomy places the organism in Eukaryota, Viridiplantae, Streptophyta, Magnoliopsida, Fabales, Fabaceae. The transcript is spliced from 13 exons. Gene Ontology annotation, biological process: DNA-templated transcription. The record is from RefSeq and is a predicted model, not a curated record.
ACUAGCAGCUCUUUCCUCUCAGGUCUUAGAGGACUGGUUACACGUCUCGGCAAGCACAAAACUCCAACACAGAAGGGCAGAGAGUGGUUAUGGACUUAGAGGACUUAGAAGCCCCGGGGCAGGUCCCUUCACGAGUCUCCAAAUUCGCGCCAAAAUCAUCAAAGCUCAAACCUAAACCGAAAUCGGAACCUGCACCCAGACCUGAACCCGAACCCCAACCAUCCUCCUCCAAGCCAGAGCCCCCUGAACUUGAUUUACCUGUCAAAAAGAACGAAGAUGAGGUGGAAACAGUGGCCUCGACUCAUUCGAAACCCGAACCCAACGGUGCCGUCACAAUGGACGUUGAACCCAAGUCAGAGACCGAAGGCGAAGCAGGACAAGGACAAGGCGAUCCCAUGGACGAAGACAGUGCUGAAGACACGGUCGUGCGCGAAAUUGAUGUUUUCUUCUCACCUUCUAUCGAUGCCGAUACUCAGUUGUAUGUUUUUCAGUAUCCCUUGAGACCUUGUUGGCGACCAUACGACUUAGAUGAACAAUGCGAAGAGGUUAGGUUGAAACCUGAUGAUUCUCAAGUGGAGGUUGAUUUGUCAAUUGAUCUUGAGUCAAAUAACAUUGACAAAGAGUUUGCUGACAAAUACAACAUCACAAAGCAGACUCUAUCCACUUCGUGGAAGCCACCUCAUGCAAAUGGCUGUGCUGUUGGGAUUCUUAUGGGUGAUAAGUUGCACCUGCAUCCAGUUCAUGCAGUUGUGCAGCUCCGACCAUCACUACAACAUCUUAAUUCUGGUGAAUCAAAAAGGAAGAACAUUAUCCCCUCUGGUGCAAGUGCUAAUGUCAAAAUUGAGGGGUCAGUUGAAGAAAAGUCUGUUUCUACAUCCAAGAAGCAGAAUAAGCUGACCGAACCUUCUAUUGAGCAAAAGAAUGGUGGUGAUGAGUGCUGGAUUCCUCUCAAGUACCAUAGCUGCAAGAGUGAUAUCUCCUCUAGAUAUUUGCAGCAAAUGAUGGCCCAAGAAGGUCCUCCCAUAGACUUUAAUAUGACAGCGUAUGACUAUGUUACUGCCCUGUGUCCUGGAGUGAGCAGCAACAUUUUACCCAAGGGUCCUUCUAAAAGGUAUCUUCUAUCUUUGUUUGUGGAAGAACGACUCAAGAAACUGCUUAUUGAGGGUCGUCCACUUCAUCGUUUUAGUGCUAUUAAGCACUAUGCUCCUGAAUACUCUGAGGAUCAACUUCUGGGAUUCCUGCAGCAGCAUGCAAUAUUGGUGCGGGGACUCUGGACUGCAAAAAGUGCAUUGCUAUAUCCCCAGGGUGGUGUGGAAACUUUGGCUAGAGAUUAUGCCCUACUAUUGUUUAGCAAGAAUUUAAAAGUUCAGCUUUCUGAUGUGAAUGUUAGGGGUGAACUUGGAAAUUAUGUGAGAAAUUUCCUGAAGAUAUUUGGCUUGGAAAGGUUUGAUAUAAAUAAAUCUACUGGCCAAUCAAUUCCUAACUGGAAGUUUAGAGAGCUUCCUGACGAGUCAUUCAAAAAACUCCAUCCAAAUAUUGUUGAAAAGCAGGAAGAAGUUUUCAAAGGUUUGGAUAGACAGUUAUCUAGUUUUGCUUCAAAUGUUGGAAAACGCAAACUUGGUAAAAAUGCUGUAGCAAACCCUAGUAUGAACAACGAGCUUGUUAAAUCAGAAAAUUCUGAUCAACGGGGAACAAGUCUCAGUGGAGGGCCUCCUGGGAAGAUGACCAUGUCAAAUGAAACCCGACAUGCUCUGCCAAUUGCCCUCAAGAAACUUUUUCAGACACACAAAGUUUGCAGCUUCCAAAUGAUAUGCCAAGGAUUGCGUGAAAUGGCUGUUUCCAAAACUAUGCUUUCAAAGGGAGAUUCUAAAAUUGCUGUGGAUGCAGCUCAUAGUCUUGAUGGUCCACAUGAUGAAUUGAAGGCUAUCAUUAGUGAAGUUGCAUGUGAUAUCCAUGGUUAUUAUGUGUUGAAAUCAUCACAAGAUGAUCCUUUCAGAGAUGUUGUAAUUGAUAUGCUUCGAGGAAAUGGACCGAGUGCCAAGCUGAAGAAGGCAGAGAUAGUGGAAGCUGCAAGGAGAAAACUCGGUAGGGAGGUCAUUAACAAUGAAUAUAUCAAGGUCAUGAAUGAGUUGUGUGUCUCGAGAGGUUCUGUUUGGGUCUUGAAAAGCGGUGAUGGAAGUAUGCAGUAAUCCUGAAGAAUACGUAGUAAAAUUUUGGAUAAUCACAUGACUCAAGUUUCUUUACUUUCUCACAUAGUAAAAUUUUGGAUAAAAAGUUUUAUUAUUGUAACUUUCCUUCCAACCACUCAUUCCACUUAAACAAUCAUUUUUCAUGCAC